AGGCGGGUGCCGUGGCGUGCGUCUCCGUCUCCGUCGCAGGCUCGCAGCCGUGCGCCACCGUCUCCGCCACCCUCACCACCCAGGUCGGGUCCCAUUCCAAUCCUCGGCGCAACCAUCUACUGACGUCGUGAACCCCACAUGCCCAACGCCACGAACUAGCCGGCGGAUUCCCCGCCAUUUGGUCGUCCCCAAGCGCGCCCGAGAUGUACCACGCGAUGCGGCUGCGCUGCCUCCUCCUGCACCCGCCGCUCUGGUGCAAUUCCAGCUCCCUUGGCAUCUCCGCGAGCGGCGCUGGCGGCGGGUGCUUCGUCAGGAGGUUCAGCGCGGUCGGGGCGCCGCGGCCGCACGGCCCUGCCCGGCGGCUGUGCCGGUUCUACGGCUCCAAAGGCGGCGUCGGCAGCGCGGAGGCGAGGGGCGUCGCGGCGGCCUCUUCGGCGGCCGGGAGCAGCGGGAGGUGCAUCGAGCAGGAGCACGCGCGGCUCGGGGAGAGGGACCAGCAGGAGUGGCUGAGCGGCGAGCGGUUCCUCACCGGCUGCAAGAGGCGGGAGUCGCCGUUUCUCACCAAGCGAGAGAGGUUCCGGAACGAGUUCCUGCGCCGCCUGGUUCCGUGGCAGAAGGGGACCCUAUCGUGGCAGAAUUUUCCCUACUACGUCAAUGAGAACGCGAGGUGCCUGCUGAGUGAGUGUGUGGCGUCCCACCUGCGGCACAAGGGCGUCACUUCAGAGUAUGGCUCCCGGCUGCCAUCCUCUGGAGGGAGGAUAUUGCUCCAGAGCUCGCCAGGAACUGAGCUUUACAGGGAGAGAUUGGUUAGAGCUCUCGCAUAUGAGCUGCGAGUGCCGCUACUUGUCCUGGACAGCAGUGUUCUUGCACUAUAUGAUUACGGGGAAGAUUACUCAGAAAGCGAGGAGGACGACGAGCAUGCUGAGUCUGAGGAUGAAGGCUCAGAGUCUGAAAUGGGAAAUGAUGGUGACGAAGAUUGGACAAGCAACAAUGAAAAGUCUAGUGAAAGUGACGACGAGGAUGCUAUCAAAUCUGUGGAAGACUUGAAGAAGUCGGCGGAUGACCUAAAAAAGUUGGUUCCUUGUAAUAUUGAGGAAUUCGCCGAGAGAAUUGUUGGUGGUGAAGAAAGUACAGCAUCAGAAUCUUCUGAAACUCCUGAGUCAUUAGAGGAAGAGAAAAGGCCUUUCCAAAGGGGCGAUAGGGUCAAGUUUGUUGGGGCCUCCGCAGUUGUUGAAGCAGAUCAGAGGAUCAUUUUGGGGAAAAUACCUACUCAAGAUGGCUCAAGAAAUGCCUAUACUUUUAUUAGUGGCAGGACUUUAUCAAAUGGACAGCGUGGGGAGGUAUACGAGAUCAAUGGUGAUCAAAUUGCUGUCAUAUUUGACCCUCCAACAGAGAAAUCACAUGAUGAUGAUAAAGAUGUAACUAGCAAGGAGGAAAAUGCAAAACCAACUAGUUACUGGGUUGAUUCUCAGGAUAUUGCGCAUGAUCAUGAUACUGAAUCGGAAGAUUGGCAUAUCGCACUUGAUGCACUUUGUGAGGUUCUCCCAUCUUUAGAGCCAAUAAUUGUCUACUUUCCAGACAGUUCCCAAUGGUUAUCUAGAGCGGUUUCAAAAUCAGAUCGCAGAGAGUUUGUGCAAAGGGUUGAGGAAAUGUUUGACCGACUUACCGGACCAGUAGUAUUGAUAUGUGGGCACAACAUAAUGGCAGCAGCACCCAAGGAUAAGGAAGCUCCCACGCUGAUGUUCCACAAUCUCUCUCGCCUGUCUUCACUGCCAUCAUCACUGAAGCGGCUGGUAGGGGGCAUAAAGGGACAAAAAUACUCGAGGUCCAGUGACAUAGCAAAGCUCUUCACCAAUAGUCUCAUUGUUCCUCUUCCAGAGGAAGAUGAGCAACUACGAGUUUUCAAUAACCAGAUCGAAGAGGAUAGAAAAAUUAUUAUUUCAAGGCAUAACCUUGUUAAAUUGCACAAGGUGCUUGAAGAGCAUGAUCUAUCUUGCGUGGAGCUUUUGCAUGUGAAGUCUGAUGGUGUUGUUUUAACAACACAAAAAGCAGAGAAGGUCAUUGGAUGGGCUAGAAGUCAUUAUCUGUCAUCAACAGUUCUUCCUUCUAUCAAAGGUGACAGGUUAAUCAUUCCCCGUGAGAGUCUGGAUAUAGCAAUUGAGAGGCUAAAGGAGCAGGGUAUUACAACUAAGAAAUCCUCUCAAAAUUUGAAGAUUUUGGCUAAAGAUGAGUAUGAACGCAAUUUCAUUUCCGCUGUUAUACCUCCCAAUGAAAUUGGAGUUAAAUUCGAGGAUAUUGGUGCACUCGAGGACGUCAAGAGGACAUUGGAUGAACUUGUUACUCUUCCUAUGAGGAGGCCUGAGCUUUUUUCACACGGGAACUUAUUAAGGCCCUGUAAAGGUGUGUUGCUUUUUGGCCCUCCUGGAACAGGAAAAACACUCUUGGCAAAAGCCCUUGCAACAGAAGCUGGAGCAAAUUUUAUCAGCAUAACUGGUUCUACACUUACAUCAAAGUGGUUUGGAGACGCUGAGAAGCUCACGAAGGCCCUUUUCUCCUUUGCCAGUCGACUAGCCCCGGUUAUCAUAUUUGUGGACGAGGUUGACAGCUUACUUGGUGCAAGAGGAGGUGCAUUUGAGCAUGAAGCAACAAGAAGGAUGCGAAAUGAAUUUAUGGCAGCUUGGGAUGGUCUCAGAUCCAAAGAGAGCCAACGGAUCCUCAUUCUUGGUGCGACAAAUCGUCCAUUUGAUCUGGAUGAUGCUGUGAUACGGCGUUUACCUAGACGGAUACAUGUUGACCUUCCAGACGCACAGAACCGAAUGAAAAUCCUCAAGAUUUUACUUGCUAAAGAAAAACUAGAAUCUGAUUUUAAAUUUGAUGAACUUGCAAAUGCCACAGAAGGUUAUUCAGGGAGCGACCUAAAGAACCUAUGCGUAGCUGCAGCAUAUAGGCCCGUUCAUGAACUUUUAGAGGAAGAAAAGAAGGGAGGUGUGAGUAACGAAAGCAGUUAUUUGAGACCCCUUAAAUUGGAUGAUUUUAUCCAAGCGAAAGCUAAGGUGAGCCCAUCUGUUUCCUAUGACGCAACAAGUAUGAAUGAAUUAAGAAAAUGGAAUGAACAGUAUGGGGAAGGUGGCAGCAGGACGAAAUCACCAUUUGGGUUUGGCAACUGACAUUGUAGCAGAGAUUUUUCCGACCCUGUAUUACCUGUAACAUCAAUAGGCUGUCUAUUUUAGCAUAGGAAAUCAGUUUUCCUUUUCUUUACCUAGAGCCUAUUUAUAUAACCUUGCAAUCACCCUGCACAAACAACAAAAUAUCUAAUUAAACGUCAUUUUUCCCUACUAUAUGCCGGUGGAUAUUACGGUGUAUAAUCAGAAGAAAUCAGAUUAUACACUAGAAAAUGAUGUAACUGAGCUACAAAUUUCUUCGGAUAAGUAUUAGUCUUGACAAGAUGUAAAUUGCUCCAGAAUUUUCAGUUAAUGUUUCCAACUCAAUAGAACAACUUCA
Phragmites australis (common reed) is the source of this 3501-nucleotide messenger RNA. RefSeq lists its product as uncharacterized. The transcript is spliced from 24 exons. Gene Ontology annotation, molecular function: ATP hydrolysis activity; ATP binding. Gene Ontology annotation, cellular component: mitochondrial outer membrane. The coding region runs from base 204 to 3167 and encodes 987 amino acids. The record is from RefSeq and is a predicted model, not a curated record. Lineage: Eukaryota; Viridiplantae; Streptophyta; Magnoliopsida; Poales; Poaceae.